Heterostelium album PN500 is the source of this 591-nucleotide messenger RNA. RefSeq lists its product as uncharacterized. Bases 1 to 591 code for a protein of 196 amino acids. Lineage: Eukaryota; Evosea; Eumycetozoa; Acytosteliales; Acytosteliaceae. The transcript is spliced from 3 exons. The record is from RefSeq and is a predicted model, not a curated record.
AUGAACGAAUAUAGAUGUCCUAGCAGAGAAGACUGGGUUAAACUUGCAAAUAUAUUUAGUUUAGAAAAAAGCCUAAUGAUCAAAUCAUCAUCCGUCGAACUGUGUCUCUACGAAGAUGCCUCAUUUAUGGAGUUGUACAAGAAAUCGUUAAAUGCAGAUUGUUUCUAUCGUUACCCAAAGGAACAAAAAGAAACUACUUGCUUUGGAGAUUGUAAUGUUCAAGCUACACCAGAGAAAAUCUACUCAGACUCACAACAAGCAAUUGAAUCGUUGGAUAUCGUUGAUGCAUCAGUUGAUGAGGAUGAUGGCGAUGAUGACGAGUUGGACGCCGACGACGAUUUAGUGGAUCUAAACACUGGAGAUCUCGUCGACACUGCCGUACAGCAGUCAGACAAGCCAUCGACUCACAGCCAAAGUUUUGGUUCACUUCCGAAAUGUCUCUUGAUGAAAAGUACAAAACUAUCACUCGUAUAUUCUACCUGCGAAGAGUACUCUGUAUCCGCAUGCUACAAAGACUCCAUUAGAGCCAAGAAGGAUAUAUUCUACAAAAUUGGAAUGGGUUAUCAAACAGAAGAAUGGGUUUAUGGCUAA